Molecule: messenger RNA, 5160 nt
Organism: Chroicocephalus ridibundus (black-headed gull)
Lineage: Eukaryota; Metazoa; Chordata; Aves; Charadriiformes; Laridae
Gene: RALB
Product: RAS like proto-oncogene B
Exons: 5
Coding region: 197-817 (206 amino acids)
Biological process (GO): Ras protein signal transduction
Cellular component (GO): plasma membrane
Molecular function (GO): GTPase activity; GDP binding; GTP binding
Source: RefSeq, a predicted model, not a curated record
CCGGGCCCGGCGCCGAGGAGGGCGGAAGUGCGCGGCGGGGGCGCGCGGGCGGCGGCACCCCAAUGAGAGCGCGGGGGGCGGCGGAGGCGGCGGUUAAAGCGGAGCCGGGCGCCGGGCGGGAGCCGCAGCGUAGAGACGGGUCUUAGCCUUCAGAUCUAAUUGGUUGCCUGGCACUUCGUCGGUGGCAAGCAGGACAAUGGCUGCCAGCAAGAGCAAGAACCAGAGUUCCUUGGCCCUUCAUAAAGUAAUUAUGGUUGGCAGUGGAGGUGUGGGCAAAUCUGCACUCACUCUUCAAUUUAUGUAUGAUGAGUUUGUAGAAGACUAUGAACCUACCAAGGCUGACAGCUACAGAAAGAAAGUAGUUCUAGAUGGUGAAGAAGUUCAGAUAGACAUUCUGGACACAGCAGGACAGGAGGAUUAUGCAGCUAUCAGAGACAACUAUUUCCGCAGUGGAGAAGGGUUUCUUCUAGUCUUCUCAAUAACAGAGCAUGAAUCCUUUACAGCAACAGCAGAGUUCCGGGAACAGAUUCUGCGUGUGAAGGCUGAAGAGGAUAAAAUCCCUUUACUGGUAGUGGGAAACAAAUCUGACUUGGAAGAGCGCAGACAAGUGCCUGUAGAAGAGGCAAGAAGUAAGGCAGAAGAGUGGGGUGUGCAGUAUGUAGAAACCUCUGCCAAAACUAGAGCGAAUGUAGAUAAGGUAUUCUUUGAUUUAAUGAGAGAAAUCAGAGCAAAGAAAAUGUCAGAAAACAAAGACAAGAAUGGCAAGAAAAGUGGCAAGAACAAGAAAAGCUUUAAAGAAAGAUGUUGCUUACUGUGAUGCUUGGGAACUGUAAAUAUCUAUCUACUGGUGGCAUGGAUAAGAUACCACUAAGGAUAUAGGGCUGGAUUCAUGAAAGGUAGUCUGUAUUGACUCCUUUAUCUUUUGCUUUGCAUAUCACACCUUCAAAAUGUGAAAACAGAACUUUGAAACCAUUUCUGGUAUCCAACAAAACCUAUGCCUACUUAAACUGAAAUGUGCUCCGUCUUUCAGAACUAGAAACAGUUUCAGAACUACAAUCCUUCUGCUUGGUUAUACAAAGUACUUUCAUAUUAACUUCCUAGUUUACUCUGUUUCUCUUGAACCUCUUCUGGCCUUAACAAGCACAGCUGUUCAGGUUCAAACACUUUUUCCCCACUGUUGCUGCCCUCCUUGAUGUUGCAAACUGCAGAAAAGUUAGAUGACAUCUGGUAAAGGGUUUGAGCGUCCAUCUUCUGUUAGUUGUCACUGAUAUUUCUUACACUGAAAUCUGCUAGCUUCCUCCCCACACUCCAUGUAAGAAAUAACAACUGACAUUUGAGAGUCGACUCAAAACAUUUUUCCAUGUUCUGUUAAGUCAAUACAGCAUUCAUGAAUCAAGCCUAUGGACUCAAUUCAGAUUUACUUAGGCAAUGCAAAAAUUGAUACUUAAAUAAUGGCUAGAUGCAUUCCCCACUGGUCUGUCUUCUCAUCCUUAAAUUAGUGAUAUGGGGUGAGAGAAUGACUGUAAUCCCUUUUUCAAAAGGAAUAAUAUUAUCACCAUCUCCUUGAAAUGCUGUCCUGGGUUUCUUCCAUGUAUUGUGGCUAGACUCAGUUACACUCACUCUACAUCCAUCAUCCUUCCCCUCCCUGGUACUGGAAUAGUGAAAAUGAAAGUGUUGAUUUCAUCGGUUUUGUUUCUACUGGAACACUUGUGAUCAUGUUGGAGAAGUGGGACAUCUGCAUCUGUCUCUUGUCUUGCUGAAGAUGAAAACUUUGAGUAAGGAUGGGUCACAUCACACAAUCAUGACUUGGAAUAGGUGAGGCAUACAUGCUACCUCUCAAUGAUUAGCUGGCUAGUGAGUUGUAUGGUGUCAAAAAGCAAAUGAAGUAAGCAGUUGCUGUGUCUGUUACUCACUGUUAAUUUUAUAUGUACUGUUUCUUAUGCACAGCAACCUAGCACAUGGAGACUCAUGUUGAGUUUUGCUGUCAGUUAAGCAAUGGUGGUCACGUACUGAUCAACAAAAACCAGCCUAGAAAUGGAAGAAGUCAGUACUUAGCAGACCUUCUUAUCAGUUGACUGAACCGAGCUUUCUGAUGCUGUUUAAGUGCAGUUGCCAAAAAAUACAUCUGUCACUGUUGUGGGAAGUAACUGUCUCUUCUGAUUGUGGAGUCUCUUAAUGAAUUAUGGCAGCCUUCUGUUUUGAAGGAGUAGAGAGACUUAAAGUAGUGACUGUAUCUUGCCUGUUAACCAGAUGCUUAAACACAGUUACUUGGUGAAAGGAAUAAGCAAUGUGGCUGUUCAAUGAAGCACACUGCAGCACUAAAUUAACAAAUACUGUUUCUUUUUGAGGUGAAGGAGUAGUGAAUACUGUUCAGUAAUUAGUAUUGUAAUUUGAGGUUGAAAAACAUUUUUAACGUGUACUAGAUUGCUCUUGUGCAUUCCAUUUCUGAACUUUGAAAAAAGUAAGUAGAUACCAGAACCUCUGUUGGUCUGAGGUUUCACAGGGACUUAUUGCAAACUCAUUGUCUUCCAUAACUAGUUCAACUUGUCAGGCAACUCAUUGGAUUGGGGAAACUGUACUAAAUAAAAGGUGCUGUAAUCUUCAUUCUUGUCAAGUUAAAUUCCUUCUCUGUUAAUGUUAUCUUGUAUGCGCAGAAAGAAUGGUUAACCAAUUCUGGAAAUAUUUAUCUUUGAACAGUGUAAUUAAUUGGUAUUACAAAGCCAGCUUGACAAUACAGUUUUGAAGCACAGCCUGGGAGCCUGCUGGCUUGCAGAACUUGUCAUUUGAGCUGUAUUGCCUGUGUCUAAAGCCUAAGUACCUAAUGGGACUCUUGAAGCUGUAGCACUUCACCAAGAAGGUUUCCUCUUGAGCUUACAUGGAUAAAGUCCAUUUUUGAGUGCACAUUGUGUAUAUGGAAAAUGAAUGUCUGCUUCUGGAGGAAGACAACUCAUUUAGGUUUGGUGUUAGUUGAGACCUAAAGGUUAAGUCCUUAAUUAACCUAAAGGAUAAACAACAGUUGAGUUCACAGUGCAAGCUUAUCUAGGUCAAGCCCCUCUGGGGCGGAUUAUAAAAUGUGUCUAGCAAAACUGAAUAAGCUUUCCUUCCUAUAUGAAUAAUGAACUCGGCAAAGCUCACAACGAGCAUCUCAGCUGUAUUGGCUUGAGACUUGCGUGCUUUGACCUUUGAUCUCUUUAAAGUACCUGACAGUAUUUGAUAGGACAGAUGAAUUUCUACUCGGAACAGUGAGUCUGCCACUGGUGUGCUUACAGUCCAUGUGCUGUUCUCACUCAGGUUAUCUUUUAUUUUUUUUAUCAACUGAUAAAGCUCCACCACUGAGGUGGACUUGGAAGAAGGUGCUUGCUGUUCCAUGGCUUGAUACUGCAUCUCUUCAGUGUCCUGUGCUUGUCACCUUUUCCGGAAAGAUUAGGCCUGGAGACUAAAUACAACAGCUCUUCAGUAUUCCUCGUCUGUACUUCUGGCAAACUUCAGUUUAACUUUCCAGUUACAGCUGAAAACAUGAUAGCUGAGGUAGCUGCCUUGUUUACUUCAUAACAGUUGGCAACAAGCAUUCUGACUUGUACCAGGAAGGCAAUAAAACUGCUCCCCAGACUGGAAUCCUGUUGCCUCCACCUCAUGGUGGAAGUGCCUGAAUGCAUGCCCCUCUACAUAGGGGCAUGACUUCCAGGUGUGCUUCACUGGACAUCAGUGGACAUAAGCAUCGGGUGGGUUGAUUAGAGUGAAUGAAAAAAUGGCAGACAAAUGCUUGCUUUGGACUUGAGGGUUUCUUGUGAGUGGAGCAAAGGGAGCUUUGGUUUCUAAUCUAAAUGACUCCUUGUGGAUCAGGUACAUGAAACAAGGAGGACUGGCAAGAGGGGGGGGGUGUGGCUGCCUGCUAGCCAUGCUGUGUAGCUGAGGCAGCUGAAGGCUAUAUUGAAGCUGAUAUAUUCUAGUAGCCUUUUUGUGUUAGCUAAUUAAGGAGCAAGACUUGUCUUCAUCAGUAUAAUGUGCUCUUAAAUCUUUCUGGAGCAUGGCUGUGGGCAAGUAACUGGAUAUUUGAAGCUGGAAGUCACGCAAGACUUGACUAUGCACUUGCACUUAAGCAUUCAAAUAUUAUUCUUGCGUAAUAGCUUAACAUAAAGUCAGGGAGCCAGUUACUGCUAUAUGCAAUAUUCUAUAUGUGGCUUAACUGUGAGUAUUCAAGUGCUCCAGUCUUCUGAGCAAACAUCUGAAACAAGCCUCUGUUAUCAUGGGGGCCUAAGUCAUUAUAUGAAAAGCAGGUUAAACUCCAGGAGUGCAAAGGCAGACUUGACUUUCUUUUUUCUGUAGAGGUGCAUCUCUUCAGAUGAGUAGAGGUGCAACAUGAAGUGCGUCUUCAAUGACUUGUGCCAUGUAUGUUCUCUACAGACUAAUACGCCUCUACAGCAAUUUCUGGGUGAAUAAUUGAUGAAGAGAAAGAUGUAUGCAUAUAUUUAUUGGGCAUUACAUUUCAGUAAGGUGUUAAUAGCCAUCUGAGGUUUCAGUUAAAUCCUACCUGGCUAACAUAAUCUUAAGAAUGCUUCAGGUCUGAGGCACAAAGCUACAGUCUGAAACGUAGUAAGAGGUAGGGGGGGAAAUACAUCUAACUAAAUGCUCACCAAGAGCUUUUUUAUAAGCUUUCCAAAGUGUUAACCCAGUACUUAGGGCUGACAGGUCUAUCAAUUCUUGCUCAAAAAGAGGAUGCUCUUUAUUAAUUCAACUCAGAGCUUAUGUAGACAGAAGCUUUCUUUAAUUGCUGUAAGCAUAUGUUGCAAUGUUCACCUCUUGUUGACUUUAGUUGGGAGAAGGAGGGAAGAGGAACAAAAACGCUAUGAUUUUUCACUGUAAUCUCCACACUUCAUGGGAAUGGCAGGUGUUCCUCUGGGGAGGGGAAGGUGUUAUCUCUAACACCAAGAAAGAGGUUUAGCAUAGAGGAAGUGAUUAGGAUUGCAAGAUUUUAAUAAAACUGCCUCUAAACUAUGAAUGCUAUACUAUACAAUGUAAAUUCUUAUUUUCCUUACAUAGCUUCAGAGCUUUGUCUCUAACUUGCACAAACAUUUUUAAUGUCUAUAAAACUGGUCACUUCUCAUUAUCAUGCUAAUACAACUGAUUUGUAUUACUAUUGAUAAUAAAAAGAAAAACAGA